This is a messenger RNA of Metschnikowia bicuspidata var. bicuspidata NRRL YB-4993, 1970 nucleotides long. RefSeq names its product Emp46p (gene EMP46). NCBI's taxonomy places the organism in Eukaryota, Fungi, Ascomycota, Pichiomycetes, Serinales, Metschnikowiaceae. The record is from RefSeq and is a predicted model, not a curated record. Gene Ontology annotation, cellular component: Golgi membrane; endoplasmic reticulum membrane; COPII-coated ER to Golgi transport vesicle. The coding region runs from base 126 to 1541 and encodes 471 amino acids. Gene Ontology annotation, molecular function: D-mannose binding. Gene Ontology annotation, biological process: Golgi organization; endoplasmic reticulum organization; endoplasmic reticulum to Golgi vesicle-mediated transport. The transcript has a single exon.
CUGCAACGGCCGUAGCAAGUAGCACUUGGUGUACGGAUCCAGACAUAUCUCUCAGUCUAAGAUCACCUUCUUUGUCUGCCAUAAAUACGACUUGCCUGGUGCAAUUGACAGAUCGCUGGUACUUCAUGAUAGUUCUCGGGCAAUUAAUUAAGCUUGUGGUUUCCAUCGCGCCGGUUUUGGCAAUUCUUCCCGAGGCCCGGCUAGUGAACAAUGAGCAAGAUACCGACUUCCCAAGCAGACAUUCUCUUCCCAACUUGCUUAAAGUCGACCAGAUUUCUGAUAUAUAUGCAGACUGGGAUGUAAGGGGCUCCAUGAACCUAGAAGCUGGACGAUUAGUGGUAGAGGACGGGAAGGGAUCAGUUUGGUCUCGUCAUCCAUUGGCCAAUUCCAAAAAUGAAUGGACUGUUGAAUUGGUGUUCAGGAAUUCGGAACAGGAAGACGUAGAUGACCAUUCUUUUUUCGAGACCAACGGCUUGUCUUUCUGGCUUCUUGACGGCCUGGUCCCAGAUGAUACAUUGAAUUUUGGCGGUCCGCUGAAAUUUGAUGGAUUACAAUUCUUGAUGAACAACUUGGACUACAGAGGCCUCAAAAUUUUUGCCAAUGACGGCUCUAAAAGCAUCAACAAUGCCGAAACAAACGCGCUUGGUGGGUGUAGAUUCAACUACUUGGACUCUAUGGUGCCUUUCACAAUGCGUGUGUCUUACUCGGCAUCAAGAAAUUGGUUCAAGGUGCAAAUCGACAAUAACUUAUGCUUCAGCACUGAUGCAUUAUCGUUUGGCAAAAUUGGUUCUGAUCUUCGCUUGGGUGUUUCUGCGUCCACCAACCCUGUUUCAAGAGAGUAUUGGGAGGUGUUGAAAAUGGAUAUCUACGACAGACUAUCCGAAGAUGCCAUUGACGACCACGGCGUUGCAGAUGGCCCCGCACCCAAGAUUGUGACCAAAACACAAAUGUCAUCAUCCCAACGCACAAGUAAACCGUUGCAAAAAGCGCCAUCUCUAAUGGAGAAAAUGAUGUCAAAUAGAGGACAGACAGCUCCUCCUGUACAGAAUCUCGAUAAGUUGGAAGGUUCGUUGUCUGAAAUAACCUCCAAGUUGAUGACGAUAGAACACACAGUCAAUUCCUUCGAUUUCACCAAGAUCAAUGAUUUAUCUGUGGCCAUUGAAGGGAUAAAGCAGAUCCAAAGUCAGCAGCUGUCGGUGCUUGGGGAAUUGAUGACAACUCACAAACACUUCGAAUCCUUGUUGACUUCUCACUAUAGGGAGAUGACCAAGGCCGUACGUGUGCUCAAUCAGGGAAUCAUUGAAGAAGUCAGGAAACACCGGUUGGAGGUGCAAGAUGUUUCUGGCAAGGUUGACCUUUUGAUGGACAAUCACCGAGAGAUUAAGGGACAAUAUCAGAACCUUGACACCAGGUCUGCUGACUUUGAAUACCUCGGCACUAUUAUAAGGUGGGUCUUGAUACCGUUGAUUAUAGGAAUUGUUGCGAUCAUUGUUGUUGUCUACAGGCUCAAGAAGGACAUCAAGCAUUCCAAGUGGCUUUAGACGCUCCAGAGUAAUACGCCAGGCGCAAUUUUAUAAUUUUACAUACAAAAGUUUAUAUCUGAAAAGUCUUCACGGACAAAUCCUAGAUGUGGGAGCUGUAAUUCCCGCUCGAUAGACUUGCUAUGCUUGGAACAGGUUGGUGUGAAGAAUCGAAAAUCUUCACGUUUGGAAUAGCAUCCUCGCUAAUAGUGAAUCUCAAUCUCGUUCCAGAAGCCGACUCCAGGGCGAGACCGGUGGUCAUGAUCCUAGCAAUUAACUUAAUCUCGGGGGAAGACGCGUCAAGUUGCAAAGGCUCUACAUACCUCCACGUGAUUCUAUUCAAGUCCUUGUUGAACGAUCCUUCUGGUUUCGACAAAGCAGAGAUGGACAGAACGGAGUUAUCCAAGGCCGCGGAGAUCGUAAAAUUUUCAAGCUUGAUUCGUUUGCUGU